Messenger RNA from Rhinichthys klamathensis goyatoka, 1365 nucleotides. RefSeq names its product ceramide synthase 3b (gene cers3b). Lineage: Eukaryota; Metazoa; Chordata; Actinopteri; Cypriniformes; Leuciscidae. The record is from RefSeq and is a predicted model, not a curated record. Gene Ontology annotation, cellular component: membrane. The transcript has 11 exons. Gene Ontology annotation, molecular function: sphingosine N-acyltransferase activity; DNA binding. Gene Ontology annotation, biological process: ceramide biosynthetic process. Bases 221 to 1324 code for a protein of 367 amino acids.
GUGAAAGUGUGUGUGUGUGUGUGUGUGUGUGAGAGAGAGAGAGAGUGAGAGAGUUCACUUGUUCCGUUAGUACCUAGCGGAUUCAUCUGGACUGGGCACAACUCUGGAGGAUCAGCUUAAAGGUGUGUAUGUGUGUGUGUGUGAACAGAAUUACAACAGAAGGAGAGAGAGAACUGUGUAAAAUCUAGAAAAGGACAAAUCUGAGAGCAAAAGAAGGGCGAUGCUCGGGGAGUGGUUUUGGUGGGAUCGGCUGUGGUUGCCGAGGCCGGUGACGUGGGCGGACCUAGAGGACAGUGAGGGGUGUGUCUACGCCCGCGUGUCCCACUUGUACGUCACUCUACCUGUAGCAGUACUGCUGCUAGGUUUAAGGGCAUUAUAUGAAAGGCUGAUCGCGGGGCCGCUCGCUGAGGCUCUUGGGGUUAGAGACAAAAAUCGCAAGAGAGCAUCACACAAUCCAGUGCUGGAAGAAUACUACAAAACACACUCUAAACAUCCAAUACAGGCGGAUAUAAAAGGUGUGUGUAAAAAGUUGGGCUGGUCGGAAAGGCAAGUGGAGCGCUGGUUCCGCAUUCGGAGGAACCAAGACAGACCCGCAGUACUAAAGAAAUUCAAAGAAGCCAGUUGGCGGUUUGCCUUUUAUCUGUGUUCGUCUUUCGGAGGCGUGUUGGCUUUAUAUGAUAAACCAUGGUUUUAUGAUCUACGGGAAGUGUGGGCAGUAUUUCCCAAACAAUCACUGCUGGACUCUCAAUACUGGUAUUACAUCAUUGAGAUGAGUUUUUAUGGUUCUUUACUGUUCAGUGUGGCUGCAGAUGUCAAACGGAAGGACUUUAAGGAGCAGUUGGUCCAUCAUUGGGCCACUUUAACUCUGCUCUCCUUCUCCUGGUGUGCAAACUACAUCCGCAUUGGCACACUGGUCAUGCUGGUCCAUGACACAUCUGAUGUCCUACUUGAGUCUGCUAAGAUGUUUAACUAUGCUGGAUGGGAGACGACCUGCAACAGUAUAUUUGUGGUGUUCGCUCUGGUCUUCAUGGUAACCAGACUCAUCAUCUUCCCUUUCUGGCUGAUCCACUGUACGUGGGUGUAUCCUCUGGACCAGUUUGAACCCUUUUUCGGCUAUUAUUUCUUUAACGUCAUGCUUGUGGUGCUGCUGUUAUUGCACGUGUUCUGGGCCUCCCUGAUCCUCCGCAUGGUCAAAAAGUUUCUCUUCGGCAAUCUAAAGGGUGAUGAGCGCAGUGAUGAAGAAGAGAAUGAGGAGGGCUCUGAGGAAGACUAUACGCACACAUACUCUAAUGGAUCUGGGAAUGGACUGUCUAAUGGCCAUUGACACAGAAGGAAAGCUUCCAUAAACAGACACAAAUCGACUUU